UAUAACUUAUACUUGUACAAUUUUAAAACAAUAUAAACCUAUUGUUUAACUAAUAUUACGCUAAACAUGAAAUUCACGGCAUUUUCGCUGAUUAUAGCUUUCAGUUGUUAUACGAUUCAGGACUGUGAUGCCGGUGCCGCAGAAAUAGUAUCGGCCGCCCGUUCCCAGAAAGGAGUUCCCUAUUCAUGGGGUGGGGGCUCAUGGAAGGGCAAGUCGUAUGGCAUCGGUAAGGGCGCGCACACCAUAGGCUUUGACUGCAGCGGACUGGCCCAGUAUGCCGUCUAUAAGGGCACCGGUAAGAUCAUCGCACGGGUAGCCUCCGAUCAGUACAACGAUGCGAAGUGCGCUCGAGUGGCAUACAGUGCCCGCCGGGCCGGCGAUCUGGUGUUUUUCGGUAGCCCUCCCUAUCACGUGGGGAUACUCUCGAGUGCCACCACUUUCGUGGAGGCGCCCAAAACAGGGGAUGUCGUCAAAGAGAUCACUGUUUAUUCAACUAAUAGACAGCCGUAUGUUAGGAGGUGCUAGAUCAUUUUGUAAAAGUUAUAUUUAAUAAAUAAUAUAUAUAUUGAAAUUUAUACUAGUUAAAAUUACAAUAAUUAAAUAGAUUAAUUUAAUUAA
Messenger RNA from Oppiella nova, 618 nucleotides. Lineage: Eukaryota; Metazoa; Arthropoda; Arachnida; Sarcoptiformes; Oppiidae. The record is from the annotation of a GenBank genome assembly.